Gadus macrocephalus (Pacific cod) is the source of this 1884-nucleotide messenger RNA. Its product is annotated as KATNB1-like protein 1. The record is from RefSeq and is a predicted model, not a curated record. Gene Ontology annotation, molecular function: microtubule binding. Lineage: Eukaryota; Metazoa; Chordata; Actinopteri; Gadiformes; Gadidae. The transcript is spliced from 11 exons. The coding region runs from base 689 to 1621 and encodes 310 amino acids. Gene Ontology annotation, cellular component: nucleolus.
GUGGACAUGACAGGAAAUAUAAUGAGGAAUUCCCAUCUACAGUCACAUGAUUUCUAACGACAAUUACAUUCCACAUGACAGUGAUUUGAUGAAGUGGACUACCAAAUAACUUUUGGAAACAGAAUAUUUAAGAGAAAAUUUUCGAAUUGGCAAGAAAGAGGUUGCUUGGUUGCAGAUGUUCUCCAUAAUUCAGUGAGCCAGAAUGAUUACACAGUGAAGUGAAACUAAUCAUGGUCAGCCGUUGUUUUUCCCUUGUAAACACAUCGGGAAAUUCAAUGCAUGUACCAUCAAAUAGACUGAGAAACUGGCUCCAAGUCCCAUGCAGCAGCUGAUAUCAGCAGACAUAUACAACGGCUCACAGUUAAAGGUCGCUGCCUGGACACUAGAGCGUUUGUCUCGGUCAUCGCUUAAGGAUGUGUUUGGAUUUGAAAUCAUCCCCACCAGCCAAAGCAAUAAAAGACACUAGGGGGAGCACUUAACCCAGUCUGUGCACACUGGGAGUUGGAUCAUCUGGGCGAUCAUUGGAAAUUAUUUGUUUAACUCCCAGCGUUCAUCCCAGAUUACCAAGAACAGAGGAGAAAGGCGACCUUCUUAGUGUCCGAUUGUCUUUGGCCACAACUGGGGCAUGCACAUCGCGACGUCACAUCGCAAUGACCGGAGUUGAAACGCAGUAAUAUUAAGUUCUGUGAUGGAUUCUAAACUUGGAGAUGAGCACUACAUGGGUGAAGGCCUGCCCCAGGAUGAGGUCCACUACAGUGAGGAGAACCCAAUGCAGGUGGUGUAUGCCAAAAGGGAUGAUUUCACUAGAAAGAGAUUUCCGGCGACCAGGCCCGGCACCAGCAGCACGGGCCGAGCGAAGCGGGUGGUGUCGUGUAAAAGGAAGACCCACCACCUGGUCGUGGUGCGCAGGAAACCGGCCACGGCUGGGAGGCCUUGCGGCACGGGCAACAAGGAGAACGAACGGGCGCGCACGGAGGAGGCGCGCACGGAGGACCCGCGCACAUGCAUGGACGACGACGACACGGACCAGGAGAUGUUCCACGUGGAUCCCUGGGAGUUCCCUUUAAAUGUCAACAAGCAUCAGGGUGGAGGAACAGGUUCUAAGCACACAGACUGCUUCACCCUUGGCGAGCUCACUAGAGAUCAUAACUCCAUGGUCAAUGUGCUCUUUGGGAGAAACCUGCGAUUGAAAGUGGCGUUGACUCUGUGGCAGAGAAAUGUUGGAGAGCUGUUGACAUACUUCCUAAGGAUGGAAGACACUGGUGUGAUUGUCGACUUUCUUCCCAUCAUAACCCAAAGCAUUCACGAGGACUCUUCCGGCUUCACUAUCGGCUGUUGUGUGGACCUUUUCCCCUUCGUCAAGAAAGUCCUUUCUAGUCCAUAUGAAGAGUACGUCGCUGUCGGCUUAAAAUGGAUUCAGUCCGUUUUGAAAAAAUGGUUUGAACAACUCCUAGCAAGUGGCCUUACUGGAAGGACUAACAAUCAUUUGGAUAAAAAUUUCCAAGUGUUCAACCAGCAACUUGUGAACUUGUGGCAUCACGACCCGGGCUCGAGCUUAGUCCUGAAGAUGCCCCCUACCUUGGCAAAGGUCAUAGAUUCAUAUCUCUCCCAACUCACCUGAUGUUGUCAGCCUCAUUAAAAGCUCCAGAUGGUCUUCCCCAUCAUGUUCAGCGUGUUGUGUUGUUGUCACGGUAGAAGGAUGUGGUUUUAUUUAUGUCAUGUUAAAUGUAAUUAUUGUAUUGAAGAGCAGAGCAUGUAGCAUUGAUUAUUUACCAUUUCUCAAGUUCUGUAAAAAAAAAAAAAGGUCAAAGCAUAAAAAAUAAGUUUGGUCUGUAACCAAACGUCAUGUGGUAUAAUGUAACUGAAUAAAGAAAUGUAUUUUUA